Messenger RNA from Melozone crissalis (California towhee), 1246 nucleotides. It is a transcript of the gene HEMK2, whose product is annotated as N-6 adenine-specific DNA methyltransferase 1. Gene Ontology annotation, molecular function: nucleic acid binding; protein methyltransferase activity; S-adenosylmethionine-dependent methyltransferase activity. The transcript is spliced from 7 exons. Gene Ontology annotation, cellular component: eRF1 methyltransferase complex. Gene Ontology annotation, biological process: methylation. Bases 16 to 675 code for a protein of 219 amino acids. NCBI's taxonomy places the organism in Eukaryota, Metazoa, Chordata, Aves, Passeriformes, Passerellidae. The record is from RefSeq and is a predicted model, not a curated record.
CGCCCCUUCCCCCGGAUGCGGGCCGGGAUGGCGCUGCCCACCCCGCGCUACGAGCACCUGGGCCCGCGAGGGCCCUUUCGGGACGUGUACGAGCCGGCCGAGGACACCUUCCUGCUGCUCGAUGCGCUGGAGCGGGACGCGAACAGCCUGCGGGAGGCUCGAGUCGAGAUCUGCCUUGAAAUAGGAUCCGGGUCUGGUGUGGUUUCAACAUUUGUGGCUUCUUCUAUCCUCGGACCCAGUGCACUGUACAUAUGCACAGAUAUCAACCCCAUGGCAGCUUACUGUACCCAGGAGACAGCUCUGCUGAACAAUGUUCACCUGCAGCCUGUCGUCACUGACUUGGUCAAAGGAUUAUCCCCAAGAUUAAAUGGGAAGGUUGAUCUGCUGCUGUUUAACCCACCAUAUGUGGUAACACCUUCUGAAGAGGUGAAAAGCCAAGGAAUAGAGGCAUCCUGGGCUGGGGGCAAACAGGGCAGAGAAGUCAUGGAUAGAGUUUUCCCAUUAGUACCAGACCUGCUUUCACCAGGAGGAUUAUUCUACUUGGUCACAAUUAAAGAAAAUAAUCCAGAUGAAAUUCUGGAAACAAUGAAGAGAAGUGGCUUAAAAGGCACACGAGUGCUUUCCAGGCAAGCAGGACAAGAGAUGCUGACAAUCCUCAGAUUUAGGAAAUCUUGAUGACUUCUCUUCACCUGCCAGGAUCAGCGUUCUCAGCACGGAUCACUUUGGUCUUGACUAAGGACCAGAGGCCUCCACGUCCUUCUGACCUUCAGAGAAGAAGAAAGAGCCUGGUUAAAAUACACAGAUGCUCAGAGUUCAGCACAAAAGCAUUUGGAGGAAGUUUGCAUCAGUGCACAGAUGGAAAUAUAGUGGCACUUUAUACAAUGCAAAAUGUGAGGGCAGAGUUAGGAGUUGUUUCACUUGUUCUUUCAUAGCUGUCAAAUAUUUUUACUACUCAGGGUACUGAACUUCUCAUCUCUUCCAACACAUGUUCCAGCAGCAGAUAAGGAGGAUUCUCCAAUUCUUCAAUCCCUUGUUAUGAGCACAACAGUUCUGCAACUCAUUAGACACCUUCCCUCAGCUUCAGAGGUGGCUUCUCAAGGAAUGAUGGAAAAUUUUAUUUUAGCAAUUGUAUGUAUUUAUAUUGCCAUUGGGAAUUUUUUUGAGGAAUACAAUUUUGCAAAUAGAAAUUGAAUUUUAGUCCUUUUCACUUUUUCCCUCCCAUUUUAAAGAAACACUAAUGCAGAUU